This is a messenger RNA of Oncorhynchus masou masou (cherry salmon), 1033 nucleotides long. RefSeq names its product zinc transporter ZIP9-like. The record is from RefSeq and is a predicted model, not a curated record. Gene Ontology annotation, biological process: zinc ion transport. Gene Ontology annotation, molecular function: metal ion transmembrane transporter activity. Lineage: Eukaryota; Metazoa; Chordata; Actinopteri; Salmoniformes; Salmonidae. The annotation marks the transcript as partial. The transcript is spliced from 3 exons.
UGCUACAUUUCAUCCGCAAUGGAGAUGCUGACUUGUUGGCAAAACAUUUCGAGCUAGCUAUAGAUAUAUAUAUAUAUAUAAAUAAUAAUAAUAAUAAUAGCUUACUGCAGGUAGCUAGUUUUGAUGAAAUGGUUAUAACAAAUAGCAACGUUGGAGAGUGUACGAUGUGGUCAACACACUAUGAAUUACAACUUGCCUGCUGUAGGCAAUAAGACUCAAGCGAGAAGAUUGCCCGCUAGGCUAACUCUGCUAGCCAACGGUGUUUACAUAUCUGCAAAGUAAGGAUCAGACUAGUUAGGUAGUUCUCUAGAUGUAUAUGUUUGCAUAACAAAACCGCGUUCAAGAUAGAUCAAUAACUUGGAGCCUUUCCACGUCCUCUGAAAGUCACUAGAAAUGAGUAAGACUGACAUGUCUGUUUAGACCUCGGUACAGAAAAGCUCUAGCCAGAAUUGCGACGUCCGGGAGUUAUAUUUGUCGAGCGAGCUGGAGCCUCAACACGAACCACAAGUCGUGUCAAGCAAGCAAGUUGAAGAGCAACAACACCAUUUGUGUUAUCUAAUCUGUAACUAUGUCUAUGGACGACUUCACUUCGAUCAGCCUGCUUUCCCUGGCCAUGUUGGUGGGGUGUUAUGUGUCUGGAACCAUUCCUCUGGCUGUCAGCUUCUCAGAGGAGAAGCUGAAGCUGGUGACGGUCCUGGGAGCAGGGCUGCUGUGUGGUACUGCCCUGGCUGUCAUCAUCCCCGAGGGGGUCCAUGCCCUGUACGAGGAGGUCCUGGAGGGUGAGGCUCGGCCUGUGUCCCAAAUGGCACCCUAUAUUCCCUUUCAUAGUGUGCCACGCCCCUGGCCAGGUGGAGGUGUGGAGGUGUCCCAGCCCAAGGAAGGUGUGGAUGCAGCUCUGGGGGUCAGUGUGGAGCACAGCCACGGCCACGGCCACGAGCACCUCCAUGCCUACAUCGGGGUUUCCCUGGUCCUGGGGUUCGUCUUCAUGCUGCUGGUCGACCAGAUCAGGCCCACGUACACAGCAGUGCUGGCA